Rangifer tarandus platyrhynchus (Svalbard reindeer) is the source of this 156-nucleotide messenger RNA. Lineage: Eukaryota; Metazoa; Chordata; Mammalia; Artiodactyla; Cervidae. The record is from the annotation of a GenBank genome assembly.
AUGCCAGAGGAGAUGAACCUCAGUGACGUGAAGCAAAUCCAUCAAACAGACGGUGGUAGUACUUUAGACACAACUGGAGCAGGAUGUACGGCCGCAACUGAAACUAUGUCACUGACUCUGAUGGGUGUAGUGAUGUCAUUUCCUGGGCUUUGGUAA